AUGUCGUCUAGAUGCGCCAUUGUACGAUUGCGGGAUCGCAGAGGACGUAAACUCUGGAUCGUAAGUGCAAAUACGGAAACCGCUGAGGACAACAGUAAGAACGUCUUUUAUGAUGAAGUUAAUGCGCUGAUGUCUAAAAUACCAAGCCAGCAGGUUGUCGUUGUCGGAGUCGAUGCAAAUGCGAAGAUGGGACUCGAACAGCAAUACGCAGCAUGUGCUACACCGUUCGAAUUGGAAAUCGAUGUGAGACAAGGAGCCGUGGCAGAACCGUUUCUGUUCAACUUUGCCUUCGAUGGCAUAAUGCGACCAACGGUUGAGCAGUGUCCUCCCGAUGUCAUUUUAGCACUUUCUGCACGUCCCUUGCCAAUUCGGCGUUCAACUCGUUCAACUACUUUUGGCCGUUGGUAUGCCAUAACGAAGAACUUUGCUGGGAAGUGGACAUUGUGUACCGAUGAGAAGUGGAAACGUCAACAUCUUGCCCGGCCUUCUGAAGUAGUCGUGGAAGACCGUCUUCGCGUCUUUGAUCACGUUAUGCGGAAACCGUCCUGUCGUCUUGUUGAAGUUGUCCUGGGGAUGCUUCCUGAUCAUAAUUGGAAAAGGUCCCUGAUUAAAGAAGGUUUUGGACGGAAAGUGGUGAAAGAAGAUCUGAGGACACGUGGCGUUGACAGGCAGUUCAGUGAAGACGUAAAAGUCCGCCGCUUUUGGAAUAGCGACAGAUCGGUAGAUUCCAUGCGAACUCUAGCUGAAGCUCGAGCAGGGUUGGCUCGGAUAUGUUCAAGGACGACACACCUCGACGAAGAUGCCCACAGCCGCGUUAAGCCUCAACACGAUCCCCCACGAUUUGAGAUCAAGUAA
Messenger RNA from Necator americanus (New World hookworm), 855 nucleotides. RefSeq lists its product as uncharacterized. Bases 1 to 855 code for a protein of 284 amino acids. The transcript is spliced from 3 exons. Lineage: Eukaryota; Metazoa; Nematoda; Chromadorea; Rhabditida; Ancylostomatidae. The record is from RefSeq and is a predicted model, not a curated record.